Labrus bergylta (ballan wrasse) is the source of this 954-nucleotide messenger RNA. Lineage: Eukaryota; Metazoa; Chordata; Actinopteri; Labriformes; Labridae. The record is from RefSeq and is a predicted model, not a curated record.
UCCUGCCCAAUCAUUCUCCCAUGUAGCCUACCUCUCAUGAAGACAGAACACUGCAUCUUAACCAGACUGUUGAUGAUUUGUUUAAACCACCUUGAAAUAUUGGCAUAUACUGACCGGAUGAGUCAGUUCUGAAAGAGACUGGCUGCCGGCGGACACAGGACAGCUCUUGUUUCCGUCACAUCACAUACAGAGAACUCGCCGCAACACGAAAUCAACAAAACAAGAGAGCUCUUCAUCAUCAUCAUCAUCAUGUCGGUACCGGAACCGGCGCGCGAGGCAGCAUCAACCCUUCAAUUAUGCAGGAUCAUGGGGCCAAAUGAUGCCAACAUUGUGGGCAACGUUCACGGUGGCAUCAUCCUCAAGAUGAUUGAAGAAGCAGGAUGUAUUGUGAGCACAAGACACUGCAACACACAGAACGGGGACCGCUGUUUGGCAGUUCUGGUUCGUGUGGAGAAGACAGAGUUCCUGUCCCCUGUGUUCAUUGGAGAGGUCACCCAUGUCACUGCUGAGAUCACUUACACCUCGAAGCACUCACUGGAGGUGCAGGUCAAAGUGAUGGCCGAGAACGUCCUCACAGGUGCUCUGAAGCUGGCCAACAAGGCAGCCCUGUGGUAUGUCCCCUGCUCUCUACAGAAUGUCGACAAGAUUCUGGAAGUUCCGCCCAUCAAGUACACUAGUGCAGAGCAAGAAAAGGAGGGCAGAACGCGCUACGAUGCUCAGAAGUUGGAGAGACUGGAGACCAAAGCAAGGAUCGAAGAGGUGGUGCCACUUCUACCUAACCCAGAGGAUCGACCAAAAGAAAAACACACAGUCUGCUUCAGUCAGUCCAGUCUGAUCCAUUUGGUUGGCCCCUCUGACUGCACACUACACGACUAUGUUCAAGGCGGUGAGUCUACGCUUUUCUUUGUAAUUUCUUCAAUGAAAAUCGGCAUCCAAUGAUCAACUCUAUGGUUG